GAGGAAAUUUAGGCAUGCUAUUGACGAGUGGAAUGCCAAGCAUGCAAAUGAACUAGGCUUUUCACUUGAUUUAGUUAAUCCUUCGGAUUCAAAAUUAAAGUAUGUUUGAUCCUUUUGGUUAAAGUUUUAAUUCUUUUGUUGUUACAAACAGUGCCGACAUUCGUUUCUGUGAUAUUGCGCAACGAAAUAUUGUCGCACUAUAUUUGCCCUUUAAUGGAAGGAUGCAGGGUGGACAACCUAGUGUGUAUAAACAUGAAUCUUCAGAUUACCGAACUCUUUUGAGCAUGUAUGAAGUCUUUCUACUUAUUUUUAAAAGAAAGAAUUAAAUUUGAGGUGUAAACGCUUGAGAUUACCUUGCCUUGUCGAUAACAUACCUAUCUAUGAUAUAGGUAUUUAAUUGUUUCUGGAUCCUGGAGAAUCCAAGCAUAAUUCGAAAAUUUAUUAGGAAAAAUUUAAUUUAAGAUAACCAAUUUGUUCUAAAAAUUGGUCCUAAAGCUGGAAUCUUAAGUCGUGCACUGGUUCAACUUAUUUUAAAAAUGAUGUGGAACUCGUUUACGAUUGUUUACAAACAUCCGGAUGGUUACGUUCAGUAAUAUAUCGAUAAUAAGAAAUUACUAUAUAGAUUUGGCUAAUCUUUUACCUAUUUUUGGACUUUGGAGAUCUGCUUCUGGUUCUCGUGUAACUUUUAGACUUAUACAACUUCCAACCGAGACUCAUGCAAAUAGAUAUUUAAACUUUUUGAAUUAUGUUCGAGAACAGCUACGACACACAAAUAUGGUUGACUUUUAACCAGGUUUAGGUAAAAACAAUGUUUAGUUAAUCCAUACGGAUGAUCUUGGCACUGUUCAUUCAAUUUUAACA
Meloidogyne enterolobii is the source of this 861-nucleotide messenger RNA. NCBI's taxonomy places the organism in Eukaryota, Metazoa, Nematoda, Chromadorea, Rhabditida, Meloidogynidae. The record is from the annotation of a GenBank genome assembly.